Messenger RNA from Sceloporus undulatus (fence lizard), 6443 nucleotides. It is a transcript of the gene TBC1D30, whose product is annotated as TBC1 domain family member 30. NCBI's taxonomy places the organism in Eukaryota, Metazoa, Chordata, Lepidosauria, Squamata, Phrynosomatidae. Bases 140 to 2818 code for a protein of 892 amino acids. The transcript has 14 exons. The record is from RefSeq and is a predicted model, not a curated record. Gene Ontology annotation, cellular component: endoplasmic reticulum.
GAGAGAGGGCUAGUGGCCAUUGCUGGGCAGCUGCAGGAGGGCAGGGGGCUAGUGGCCUCCCAGGCUUCCCUGCCUCUCUUGCUCGCCCCAGGGGCCCAACCCGGAACUCUGGCCUGGCAAGCAGCUGCGGAGGGAAGGGAUGGAGCUGGCAGAGGUCAGCCUGGCCGAAGGAGGGGGUGAGCCAGAGCCACUGGCCCCCAGGGGCCGGAGAGGGAGCAGCGCAGACAGCCUGGCAGAAGAGGAGGAGGAGGAGGAGGAAGAGGAGCUCCAGAGGUCCAGCCGUGCCUCCUCCCUGGUCAGUGGCCUCCUGACUGAGCUCUAUAGCGCGGGACGAACCCGGCACAGGGACAGUGUGGACAGCUCCACAGAAGCCUCUGCCGGCUCCGACGCCUUCCCCGAGUCCCGGGUCUUGCAGGAGCUCCAGCGGAGACCGGGACACAGGCACCAGAGGCACUACCUGGCCCAGAAAGAUACAAGUGAGCUGACAACUAUAAUACGGGAGCUAAAUUACAGAAUCUGUGUUCAAUCUGCAAAGUUACUUCGCCUUCUGAAACAAAAGGACAGGCUUUUGCAUAAAGUACAGAAGAACUGUGAUAUUGUAACAGCCUGUUUGCAAGCAGUUUCCCAGAAACGACGAGUUGACACAAAGUUGAAGUUUACACUUGAGCCAUCUUUAGGUCAGCAUGGUUUUCAGCAGUGGCAUGAUGCACUUAAAGCAGUGGCUAGACUUCCAACAGGAAUACCAAAGGAGUGGAGGAGAAAGGUCUGGCUCACUUUAGCAGAUCACUACUUGAGGAGUAUAGCAAUUGACUGGGACAAAACAAUGCGCUUCACUUUCAAUGACAGAAGUAAUCCUGAUGAUGACUCCAUGGGUAUUCAGAUUGUAAAGGAUCUUCAUCGAACUGGAUGUAGCUCUUACUGUGGCCAGGAGGCAGAGCAAGACAGAGUAGUAUUAAAAAGGGUUUUACUGGCUUAUGCCAGGUGGAACAAAUCUGUAGGCUAUUGUCAAGGUUUUAACAUCCUGGCUGCCCUUAUCCUGGAAGUGAUGGAAGGCAAUGAGGGAGAUGCUUUAAAAAUCAUGAUUUAUUUAAUAGAUAAAGUGCUGCCUGACAGCUAUUUUGUCAAUAACCUUCGAGCACUGAGUGUUGACAUGGCUGUGUUCCGAGACCUCCUGAGAAUGAAACUUCCUGAGCUUUCCCAGCGUUUGGAUACUCUUCAGAAAGCUGCCAAUAAGGAAAGUGGAGGUGGCUACGAACCCCCACUUACAAAUGUAUUCACAAUGCAAUGGUUCCUGACUCUGUUUGCUACAUGCCUUCCAAAUCAUACAGUUCUAAAAAUUUGGGAUUCUGUGUUCUUUGAAGGGUCAGAAAUUAUACUGCGAGCGGCCUUGGCUAUAUGGGCAAAGCUGGGAGAGCAGAUUGAUUGUUGUGAAACUGCCGAUGAAUUCUAUGGCACCAUGGGCAAGUUGACUCAAGAAAUGCUGGAAGACAAUCUCAUUGAUAGCAAUGAACUUAUGCAGACUGUUUAUUCCAUGGCCCAGUUCCCUUUCCCACAGCUAGCAGAAUUAAGGGAGAAAUACACAUACAAUAUUACUCCUUUUCCUGCCUCAGUAAAAUCAAAUUCAGGGCGACUGGGGAAAGUUAGAGAUAGUGAUGAAGAGAAUGAGCUUGAUGAGGAGGAUUCUAUAGCUAAUGUCAUUGGUUGCCUUGGGCCAUUCAGUGGUUUUUUGGCUCCAGAACUACAAAAGUAUCAAAAGCAUUUCAAAGAAAAUAAUGAGGAGCAGACUUUAGGAUCUAGUAACAUUGCAGAACUAAGUCCUGGAGCAAUAGAUGCCUGUCGAAGUGAAUACCACGCAGUCUUUAACAGCAUGAUGAUGGAACGUAUGACCACAGACAUUAAUGCACUGAAAAGACAGUAUUCCCGAAUAAAGAAGAAACAACAGCAGCAGGUUCAUCAGGUGUACAUCAAAGCAGGGUCUGAAGAUGAAGACCCUGGGCUAUUGUUAAAUCCCAGGGACCAGCUGAAUAAUGAUAAAGGGCCAGUUACCAGUCUUCUGCCUUCUCAAGUGAACCAUUCUCCAGUGAUCAAUCAUCUUCUACUAGGAAAGAAGAUCAAGCCAACAAAUAGGUCUGCCAAAAACGCUAUUAUUCAUAUUCCAAAUCAUGCAGGAGGCAAGAUGUCACCUGGCCCGCAUGAAGAUCUGAAGACAAAGCUCAACUCUCCCUGGCGCACUCACAUUAGGGUACAUCGGAAGAACAUGGCAAGAGCCAAAGGCCAGCUGGGCUAUGGGGAUACUAUAGGACUAAUAGAAGAGCAGAGUGAGGGUGGGAAUACUAAGAGUGUCAGUGCAAAAGAGGAGGCUCCAAGCAAACCAGAAUCUGUAGAAGGAGAAGGAAAUGAUUCAGAUGCUGGCAUUACCAGGGAAGCCGAUGGGCAAUCUCCUGAACCAACGUACAAAGAUGCCAAUACCAGUUCAAACAUAUCAGCAGUUCAGCUGAAGCUAGAAGCACUGGAACUUACCCAAAACAACAAUGAUGACAUUGACUCCAGGCCAAGUCUGUACUGUCAGACACACUCCUCUGAAUUACCGAGUUCACCCAAAGACAAUGGCACAGUAGCAAAAUCCCCUGAAGGCAGCACUCCCAAGUCACAAGUCUUUAGUCCUUUCCCUAAUGUCAAGCCACUUAGAAAAUCAGCUGCAGCCAGGAAUCUAGGAUUGUAUGGUCCAACUGAAAGAACCCCAGCUGUUCACUUUCCACAAAUGAGCAGAAGCUUUAACAAGCCUACAAAUGGUAACAGUGGUUCUAAAAGACGAUGAUGCAUAUAUUUCACUUCAUUUAUAUUGUUAUUGGCAUUAUCACUGCUGUUUUAAUUUUAUGGUAUGUGUCUAUGGGUCCAAAGGGAUUAAUAUAUAAUUUAUUUCAUUGAAAUUAUGGUGAUCAAUGUCAUAAAUCUUUGUUUUUCUAUAAUAUAGAAUAGUGAAAGUAUAUGGUGACACAUUCCGUUUUCAUGGUUAAAAAAAAUAAAAUAAAUUGACUUGCAGCAUGGCAAAUGUUUCUGUCUCUGCUCAGUUCUGCCAGUCAUUCAAAUGAUAUUUGUAGAGCGGAUUUCCUUCAGUUUUGUUCAGCAUUUUGGGAAGACUACCACCAUGUUAUGCCAAGUGAUUAAUUAGUUGAUCCUCCUAGCUGCCUAGAACAGAACUGUGCAUCAGCCUUUCACACAGAUUAAAAUAUCACUAAUAUAUUUGAACAAAUGACAUACUAGCAGGGUUUCAGGGUUUAGACUGUUGUUUCUUUUAAUAGUUUCUAUAAUACAGCAGUCUAUAUCAGAUUAAAAAUAAUGUGUUUAAUAUUUAUCAUGGCUUGACUGAACGUUGACCUCUAGUGAGUUGUGAGACAGUAGGAAUAGAUACUUACUGUAAAUCUGGAAAAUUUAAAUUUACAAUUCCUGGCAGCAUUUGAUGUUAAAGAGAAAUCUACAUAUCUUCAGUCCAGUUCAGUUCAGUGGGCCUUAUCUCCAUGUAAGUGAAUAUAUUGUGGCCUUGAUAGUUUUUGUAAAGUGACUAACAUUUAAAAUGUUUAGCACUUUUAAUCUCUGAUCUGUUAGGUUCCCAGUUAAGCAAGACUCAUGGCUAUGUCCUUAUGAUAUGAGAUCACUGUCUAUGUAUUUUCUAACUUUUUUACAAUGAAGAUUUGUAGCAGCUUCCGCAAGAUUAUGUUCUCUCUGUCAGCAUCUGAAGUGAGCAAACAAACUGGGAAAUCAUGGCUGAAGUUUUUACUGUGCUGUGUUGUUGAACUUGACAGACAUCAUGAAAUGUGGAUCCCAUUCCCUUCAUUUGCAUUUUAGAAAAACAGAUAGAAGAAUAUGGUACCUUUGUUCCCACCUGCCAAGGUACUAUGAGAAUAAUUUACAAUCCUACCUACAAAAAAUCUACAAGGCUGUGCAAUACUGUUUCAGUGUUCAAGAAUUAAUGGACAGUGGGGUUGGAUGAAGUGACAAAGGUUUUGGAAAGCUGUUACUUUGCUGAUACAAUUCUGUAUUUUUAAAAAUAAUCAUAAACAUAAUGCUAAUACUUCACAGUAUGGGUGUGAAGACAAAUGUGAAGGCUGUUAGAACUAUGCAAAGUUAAGUGCAAUAAAAGUAAUAUGUGCUGCCAUGACAACAAUUGUCAAUAGAAGAGAAUCUCUCUCUGUUCAGAAUAGUUUUAUUCUGAACCUUAAACCUAUGUGCAUAAGAAAGGAAGGUGCUUAAAGAACAAAAGAUGAUGACUCAGUCCUCCUCCAGUAUCAGUUUGUGGCUAUUUCUGGUGCAAAAGAGUUUCCUAGUGUACAUAAUCUUCCACAAGCUUUGGGUACAAGAUGAGUAUCUUUCAUCGUACAAUCUACAGUUGAUUAAAAAGGUGAUCUGAACCUUGUCUGCAUAGGCUAUUAUGAUGAUACACCAAAUGUGAUUACAGAUAUGUAAUUGCAGAGAGCAUGCACAAAUUAUUGAAAUACUAGCAUAUUUUAAAAAAAUGACCAAGAUCCAAUGCACUUAAUUUUUAGAGAAUUUUACACUUGUGAUUCCUGAAUUGAAAUCUGCAUGCGGCAUGUCAAAACUUUUCUGAAUCUAGAGAAGGUUUAAAAGUAAUUUGUAGUAUGGCAUCAGGGCCUGCUUUUGACAAGAAAGGCUCCAGAGUGUGUGGACUUCUCUGGUAUAGAUCUUUGGAUCUCUGUUACUUCUUUUAAUAUUUAGUAGAAUUUUCAAGAACAGCUAUUCUCCAUAUACUAUAUACCAUAUUUAAAAUUAUUACAUUUGGUGCUUGAAGCACACUGACCUAAAGUUAAAUUUGUAUUCUUCUGUUCAUUUUAAACUUUAAUAUAUUGCUGCUCAAACAUUACACAUAAGACCAAAUAUCUAAAAGUGUUAUGUUUUUUCAGUAUAUGUAUUUCCAUAACAAAUUUGUUCCUAUUCUUAAUGGAGUAACUAAGGUGGUUAAAUGAAAACAAAGGAGUUGAAAUUAAUCUCUAAGACUUGACAGCAAACAUUCUUCCUAUUAAUAGUUGUGAAAAUGUUUUAUUUGUCUGUUCCCACACCCACUGAAAUGUUUUGGAAAGCUAUUCUUUUUUGGGAACUGCUUUGUUACAUGCACAGUGAAGUCAGUGAUUAUGUGCAAUACUGUUUGGGCAGUAGAAUUCUCUCUACACAUGAACACUCAAAGAGGAAAUGCUAAAUCGGGCCCAGUGUCUCUAACUGUAUCAUAAUGUCUUAGGUGGGUUUGGGCCCAUCAUUUUGGCCAUCUGAGUGAUGCUGGUAUGAAACUUGAGCAAAUUACCAGGAUUGCACGCCUUAUAUGGUGUGUUUUAAGAUACUUCAGUGUUAAAUUUGGUGUCUUAUGGGUUUCUUCUUUGAUGUAUACCAUACACUGUAGAUAUUAUCAUACAUUAUAAAUAUAUACAGGUUGUGUAAAACUGUGUUUUGGAGCAGUUUGUCUUUCUGUGUGUGUGAAUAUAGUUGUUAGUGUUAUUAAAAUAUAUCAAUACCUCCAUACCUAGUUUAGAAAUUCCCUAUUCCCAAAAUGGACUCAAAGCCCAUUCCAUUCCUUGGAAGUGAGAAGGUCACUUAGCUAUAGAUGCUCCAUUCUGUGUUUACACAUAAAGAUGAGGAAGGGAGCUUCCUCACUGAUUUAUAACAGUUAAUUACAUUCCUUGAUUACAUGCCUUCUUUUAAGUGACAAACUCUCUGAUGCAAACAACCCAAAGUCCCUGUUGAAUGAAUUUCACAAACAUUAAACUAGUUGUCUGCUAUGAUAAAGGGACCAGAACAAAGACAGUCUGAAAGUGUUGAUAGAUGACAGAUAGACAGGAUGUGCUUUGUACUAAGUUUUUAAAAUUCCUCUGAAUGCCUACAUGAGGAAAACAAGUUGCAAAGGGGUAUAUAAAGUGGGCUCUGAAAUAAUUUCUUUGUCUCAGCUUGGACUUCACAAAGUGCAUCUUUUUCUGCUGCAGAAAUAAACCUCUAUUUUUACUCCUUGCUCCAAAUUGCUUUUGCUAAUUUGGACCAAUCUGCUAGGCAGUGAACCUUAUUCUUGCGACAGUUUAGCAACCCACCUACAAAGACUUCCUUAGCUUGGACUUCAUCAAAUCACCUUCCCAACGACAACUCAGGUGUCAAUGGGUGAAUUCACCUACAAGGGGUAGUUGAAAGGAGGGGUGAACCAGUUGAGCUGAUAAAGGAUGGGUCCUUCACAGAGUAAAGUACUUUUUAUUUUCCUGGGAUUUUCUUCUUGGGUGAGAAUUUGGAGUGUGUGCAUGUACAUGUACAUGUAUGUGUAUGUUCUUCCUUUUGGGGUACAGAAGCUUGCCCAUUGAGAGUGCACUCAGUAGGCGUGAAUAGGGACUCUGUGUGUGAGGCCAUUUUUCAGCUGGACCUACCAGACCAACACUACAUAGAACCCAGAUAGA